AUGUGAUGUCAUGUAAUAUAUAGCACGUGUGAUGUGAUGUAACUCUGUCUACAUACCUAGCGAACGUCAUCUAUUUUCAGUGUAUUUUCGUUCGCGUGCUCCACGAUGUUUUGAGAAAAUCUCUGUUGCACGAAAGUGCCAUGGUUUUAUAUUUCAAAGCAAACUUAGUUAAUACUGGCGUUAAUAAUUUCUCAGUGCAAUUAAUUUUCAAAUUAUUCAGAUCUUUCAUAUCAUCUGUUGUUUGGAACUGACAUAUCGAAACAAAUAUUAAUACACGCAUUUACACGUAUGUACAGUUACAGUGGUCCAGCGACUCACAGCGUGGGUAACUGGAAGCCCAGUGCUCCAGCUGAACCGUUGAAAACAUGAAAUCAAGAAACGGUAUAACGUAUAACGAGCACAACUAUUGCUGCGAAAACAGUUGUAUCUCUCAGUCUGUUGGAGAAUGGUCUCGAGAGGCUAGAUAAAAACAUUGACGUAUUGAGUGCAACAUUCUCCAUUAAGCCAGAGGUUUGCCUGACAAUUCAGGUUGAAAAUGUGCACGCUGUCAGCCACGAUCAAGCACCCGACUUGUACUCUGCUGGCAUACGCCAGGGACUUUGGCAACAACAUGAAAGAGACUCUGAAACGAGCAACAAAGUGGUCGGCCCACUACUUUACUCAUGCUAACUCGUACUAUCGGGUUCCCGAGACAAAGGUACCCCUAAGAGAUAUCCCAAAGAUAAAGGGUCUUCCUGUACGUGAUAUGUCUAAGCAGGACCUGGAUUAG
This is a messenger RNA of Porites lobata, 769 nucleotides long. NCBI's taxonomy places the organism in Eukaryota, Metazoa, Cnidaria, Anthozoa, Scleractinia, Poritidae. The record is from the annotation of a GenBank genome assembly.